GCUCCGGGUCCCUCGUCGGAUUGCUCCCUGGCCUGAAUGUGGUGACGGGGGCAUGUGGAGGUGAGGGGGCUGGGAGAGCACCUGCACCACAGUGGAUCAGUCAGCAGGUGAGAGCUGUUAGCUGACUGAUCCUCAGGUUCAGAAGGAGGUGCAGGAGCUGCCUCAUGGAGAACACACGCUCAGGAGACACGCGGGACAGAGACACAUGAGAGGACAGCUGGAAAGUUUCAGUUUGUAUUAAUGAAAUGCUGAAAAAGCAACAGAACCGUCUCUGGCUGUGUGGGGGAGCCUCGUGGAAUGUCUCACAAAGCAGGUACCUUUAGGCUCGACCCUGGAUUUUCAGCCCUGCAGAGAUACCUCGAUUGAACGCUGAGUUCAUCUCCAGGCAGUAAAAAAAUGUUUUCCUAAAACCUGCUGACACCGUGCUGGUGAAUGUGGCGCCACCCUGUGGACAAGGUGACCAAUGUAACCGCUAGGUGGCAGGAGAAAGCAACAUAAUCGUCUGCACUGGUUCUCGCGGCCAGAGCAUCGAAAUGAUGACAUCACACUGAAGAAGUCACCUUGGCUGCAUCACUGUUAACCCUGACUCCACUUCACCCACGCACCCCUCCAUCGGCAUGGUGACAGAUGAGAAAACAGAGGUAGGAGGGGCCAUGGUGAUAUCACACACUGAGGGGGGGGUAUAAGAAGACGUCCUGGUAGGGACAUGAACACAAAACACCUGUUGCUGCUCUCCUGCCUCAACACACAAGACCUUUCAGACUUGUCUGCAUCUCCUGGAGAGUUUGAACUUACAGCUGCUAAAUUUCCACAUCUGAACGUCCAACAUCGAGGAUGGUGAUGGAUUCCUUUGUGUGCAAGACCCUGCUGACUUCAAUCAUCAUCUGCAUGGCUCUGCAACAUGGUUGUGGACACCCCUUAUCAGAGCGGGCAGAGUUGCCAGCUCAGGCUUCACAUUCACAGCAUGUCAGGACCAAACGCUGCUCCUGUAACAGCUGGGAUGAUAAAGAAUGCAUCUACUUCUGCCACCUGGAUAUUAUCUGGGUCAACACGCCAAGUAAACUCCUUCCUUAUGGUUUGGGAAGUCCCCCGUCUCGCCGCCGCCGCCGUUCAGCCGACCGUUGCGGAUGCAGUAACUCCUUGGAUAAAACUUGCACCAGUUUCUGUCAUAACAGCUCUCAGAACCCAAGCACUGAUGUUUUGGGCUCCUCAGGAAAAUCUGGAAACAUACACAGCAACACAAUGCUGCAAUCUUUCAGAUCUGUGGUCAAGUCCAACACUGCCUUUGCAAAAAACACUCUGUCGUCAAACAAGAGGUUGGCUUUAAUCAAGAUGCUCAAGGGCAGAACGAAGAGAUAGAGGACUGAAAGUAAAACCAAAGGAGGUUUAAUUGCUGUGGAUUCAAAAUCAUUGGCAAGGGACUCCUCCAGCAGCCUUCAGUACAGGCACCAGGGUUCUACGACAUUUCGAGACUCUUACCUGAAGGCACGGGAAGCACACGGAUCAAGCAUCUGAUUAACAAAAUAGUGCUAUCCUUAAGAUAGAAAUCAAGUUCUUUGGCAGGAGCAAUGCUGGGUGGAGGCGUUAAGAGUCAUUUCUUGAACUCUGCUUGAACAUUUCCAAACCUAAUAACGAUCUAACUGUCAAGGAAGGAUCUGUCAAAACCAAUGACAUUGGAACUGACUUUGGGACAAUUGAGCAGCCACAUCAAGAAAAAGCUUCAGUGACCAAAUGGGGACCAGUUGUUUGGUUACUCUGGACAAAGCUCUGGUUUGACUCAUCUUUAAGGAUAGUUUUAGAUCCAGAACUCAUCUGCACUGAGGAUUAUAGGAUCACUACAAAUUCCAGAGCUGUAUAAACUGUAUUUACCAUUUUCCAAAUUUACUCAAAUGUCUUUGAAACUAUUUAUUCACUCUUCAUUGCUGACCUUUGGUUUGGUUUAAUAUUCCUCUGUAUCAGAGCAGAAAUCUGCUGUCCUGCCUAUUGUUUAUGGCAAAUUAGCCAGUAGCUUUUUAAUUAUGAAGCUUACUUGAAGGUGUCAUCUUGAACACUGCCACGGUGAACUGAAGGCCACAACUUUGGGAUUUACUUAACAAUCAGCUUUAUAUUAGGUCUAGUAGGACGAUUGUGUUGGUUCAAGUGCUUACUGCAUAGCUCCUCUUUAUUGUUCUGAUUGAAGAUUAGUUUCACUCAUGUGCUGCCUGUAAAAAAACAGUUUUUCUCCCUCUGACCAAUUCCCACUUACCUUCUCUGCUUUGGCUCUGUGUCCAUUGACUCCAUCUGUUUGACCUCAGAGAGCAGGAAGUGAUACACAUGGACAUGUAACUCAUGUAACUCAUCCUCAGCGCAGUGCUGGAUCCUUCACCAGCUUAAAGUUUACUGUUGAAUGCUCAACGAUUUGAUUUAUUUAUUCUCUAAGUUAUUCCAACAUGUAUUUAUAUUUGUAUGAAUGAUCUGCU
Paralichthys olivaceus (Japanese flounder) is the source of this 2459-nucleotide messenger RNA. NCBI's taxonomy places the organism in Eukaryota, Metazoa, Chordata, Actinopteri, Pleuronectiformes, Paralichthyidae. The record is from RefSeq and is a predicted model, not a curated record.